This is a messenger RNA of Telopea speciosissima, 2178 nucleotides long. Its product is annotated as E3 ubiquitin-protein ligase APD2. Bases 243 to 1661 code for a protein of 472 amino acids. The transcript is spliced from 10 exons. Lineage: Eukaryota; Viridiplantae; Streptophyta; Magnoliopsida; Proteales; Proteaceae. The record is from RefSeq and is a predicted model, not a curated record.
GGUACUGAGGAAGAAGAAGGGAGUCGAGAGUCGUGAAUCGUGACUGCUUGGUGUACCUUACCCUGUCUCAAUCCGCCAGAACCUUGCUCUUCAAUGGCUACGCCACUUCAACUCCCAAAUUCCCCUGGUGACCCAGGGUUUUGGUACCCCUUGUUUCAUCUGCUCUGCUUAACCUCUUAUAUUUCUCUCUUUCCCGAUUCUCGUUCUCCUCCUCGGUCAUCUUUCUAUCUGGGUUUUUCAGGAUGGAAGAACAAGAUGUUGCUCUACCUGUAUCUUAUUCUUCUUCUUCUAUCCAUGUCGACGACGAUCCUUCUGGUUCUGCUCCCUCAUCAUCAUCUUCUUCUUUGUCUGAGCCCGUGCAGGAAGAAGAGAAUCAUACCGGUCAAGAGCAGUCGCCGGAGCUGCAGCAGCAGCGGACUAGUGUUUCUUAUCGAGUGAACAUCUCAAUAUCCGACGUGGCAUCGGCCGAAAUGGGGGACGAUGCUUGGUCCUUCCUAGUGGUGCUCCUCAGUUUCUGGUUCUUCUCAGCAUCCAUGACUGUGAUUAUGGGCUUUUACGGUUCUAUGAAUCUCCAAUUCGGCCCAAGUUACUCCCGACUUGUGCAAGUUAACUCCAUCUUUGUGCAGGAUAUCAAGGUGCGAGAAGUGGUUGAUCAAAAAUCUGGGCCAAUCCUGUAUGGGUUUUACAAACCUCCCCCUCUCGAUGUCGAGACUACUUGGUCCGAAACUCGUAACAUUUCUAUUCCACCAAACGACCACAAGGAGUGGAUAUAUUAUCUGAAUGAAGGGUCUGAAAUUAAUAUUUCAUACAGUGUGAAAUCUCAAAGCUCCUCCCCCUUAUCCCUUGUAAUUGCUAAAGGUAAAGAAAACCUAGUUGAAUGGAUUGAGGAUCCGUCAUAUCCUAAUACGACCUUGUCAUGGAACAUAAUUCAUGGAAAUGGUAUGAUCCAACAGAAGAUUUUCAAGUCUUCUGAUUACUAUGUUGCAGUUGGAAACUUGAAUUCUGAGGAGGCAGAGAUGCAGUUGAACCUCAGAGUACAAGCUGUCCUAUACAAUACAACGGAGGCAUAUUACAAGUGCUCUGUUUCUCGCAAUCUUUGUAGUUUGAACCUUUUCCUUCUGGGUACAAAUGUUGCUGUUUUAACUUCUCCUGAUCCCGGACAGGCUACUGAUGAGAACUGGUGCACCAAGCUGUCAUAUGGACCAAGAUGGAUCACAUAUUUUGUUGGCUCAGGUGGAAUGACUAUACUCAUCUUAUUGGCCUAUAAGAUCUGUAACAAGUUCCUAUCCACUGCUGAAGAGGGAACUCAAUUUCAAGCAGGGGAUGUGCGAUCUGAGAGAGCCCCAUUGCUUUCACAGAAAGAUGAGCUUUCAAGUUUGGGUUCUUCUUAUGAAUCUGUAUCACAUGAUGAGGACGACGACCUUGAAGAGUGGCUUGUAGCAAGUUCCCUGGACUCCAAACCUCUAAAAGAUGGGGACAACAGCAAUAAUCCACGUCGUUUUUGUGCAAUUUGCUUUGAUUCACCAAGGGAUUGCUUCUUCCUUCCAUGUGGCCAUUGCGCAGCAUGUUUCACAUGCGGAACAAGGAUUGCAGAGGAAGCUGGCAUGUGUCCCAUUUGUCGCAGGAAAAUGAAGAAGGUGAGGAAGAUAUUCACAAUCUAACAGGUGUACAUAGUUGCAGCUUUCUAAUAAUGACUUCCAACAAUCGUUUGGUUACUUGGGAAAACCCGAUCUUUCAUUUCGUGUAUAUACUUGAUGAACUUUCAUUCGGAAGGUGAUGACAAUCAGUGGCUUUGAUUGAAGAUUCAUUGGUCUUGUAUCUGUGGGUUUCUCUCUCCUUUCUGAUGAGUCGGUAUGGUAUUGAAGAAAGCAUGCUCUGAUUCAAUAUGGUCUACUUCAAAAGGGGAAGGGUUGAGCCAAAGAAUUUUCACAGUUGGGCUGCCACCCAUCUAUUGUUGCAACUUGAUUUAGGAAUUUGAUUUCAUGCAUUGAGCUGGCGAUUGUUUAUACUAAACUGUACCAGUAAUGUAUUUCACUUGUUUUCCCAUAGUCUGGAAUUCCAUUCAAUUCAUGUUUGGUUGUGCAAGUUUAGACGCAACCCAGAAUUCUCUGUGGGUUUUGGAUAGAUCACAUUUCGACAAGUACUCCAUAAUUAAAAAGUUUACUUCUGUAGUCUGUA